AUGGUGAAUCCGGCUAUCGCUGUUCCGGCGGUUAGUGCCCUCGUUUUUCGCGCCUGGUCCCGCAAAACAUUGACCCCGGCCGGGAUCUUUGCCGCGGCCACCACCGCUGUUAUCCACGUCCUUCAUCCGUGGAUAUUGCCGUUUCUACUUUUGACCGUCUUCUACCUUGGUGGAAGCCAAGCGACAAAGGUCAAGCAUGAUAUCAAAGCCCAAUUGACAUUAUCGGCCUCCGGUGCUCGUGGCGGCGAGGGCGCUCGCAACCAUCUUCAAGUACUUGCAAACUCGAUUGUUGCCACUGUUAUCGUCGCAUUACAUAUCUAUUUUAUGUGGAAGGAGGAACGAUACGCGGCAACUUGUUUCGCUCAAGGCGCGGAUAUUGGUGAUGUAUUUGUAAUUGGCUUCAUUGCAAAUUAUGCAGCCGUCGCAGCAGAUACGUUCUCGUCCGAACUCGGCAUCUUGUCUAAGACACCACCUCGACUCAUCACGUCUCCAACUCUAAAAGUCGUUCCACCCGGCACCAAUGGCGGAGUUACACUAGCUGGGCUUCUUGCAGGCGUCUUUGGGGCCUUUACUGUGGCAUUAACGUCGGUUCUAUUUGUACCCUUCUGCGCGGAAUCGUGGUCGCUUUUCGACCGCCUCGGAUUUGUAAUUGCGGUUACCGUAUGGGGGACACUUGGAAGUCUCCUUGAUAGUUUCUUGGGCGGGUUUCUCCAAGCUAGUGUCGUCGAUAAGAGGACUGGAAAGGUUGUCGAGGGUGACGGCGGCCGCAAGGUGCUGGUCCGGCCAUCAUCCACCAAACCGUCGGCAACAACCGAUAGUGAUGUGGCCAAGUACGACAGCGAUAUCCAUGCAACGGAAUCUACUGCCAACGCAGUCAGUAGGACAGCUACAAGCGCCGGUCUUGCGUCGGCUAAAUCUCAACAACCCUCUAGGGUUGUGAGCGCUGCUGAGGGGGGCCAUAAUAGUCGAAAAGUUGAAACUGGGUUUGAUAUUCUCGACAACAAUGCUGUGAAUGUGUUGAUGGCUGCUAUAAUGAGCGUAGGCGCAAUGGUUCUUGCCGGCUAUUACUGGAAUAUACCUUUGCAAAUUGGUGAGGUGUUCUCAUGA
This is a messenger RNA of Talaromyces atroroseus, 1107 nucleotides long. RefSeq lists its product as hypothetical. The transcript is spliced from 3 exons. NCBI's taxonomy places the organism in Eukaryota, Fungi, Ascomycota, Eurotiomycetes, Eurotiales, Trichocomaceae. The coding region runs from base 1 to 1107 and encodes 368 amino acids. Gene Ontology annotation, cellular component: membrane. The record is from RefSeq and is a predicted model, not a curated record.